AACACGAGCGCGCAAACGCCCGACUGCAAGGCACCGACGGGACGGAUGGGCCUUUUCCGGUCCUCCUUCAGAGACAGCGGCAGUGACAGCAAGAGCAGCACCACGCGCGCCGGGCCGGCGACGAUAGGCCAAGUUACUCCCGCCACGUCGGGGCCGGCGACUCCCUCCACCAGCUCGGCAGACUCGGUCGUCGACAACGAGGCGGCGAGCCUGCACCAAAAGUCGAUGGCGGCCGUCGAUUCCGAGAUCCUCAGUUCUAGUAGUGCGAGGCUGCGCGCGGAGUGCGCGGCGCUCGGGUGGGAGGCGGGAGCGCUCGAGGUGCCCGCCGCCGGCCGCACACCCUUUGCCGACUUCCGGCAGCACGCGAAGCUCGCGUCGGGCGAGUUUUGCGACGUGAGCGCCGCGGUCUUUCGGGGGUCGGACGGCCUCACCUUCAGGGUGGGAGUCAAGGUGCUCAAGGCGGGGCGACAGGUGACCGAGAUCGCCGUCUCGGACCUGCGGCGGGAGGCCGCCGUCCUCGCCCGGCUGCGCCACCCGCACGUCGUCUGCCUGGUCGCCUUUGGAGAGCACCCGAACGGGAUGCCCUUCUACGCGAUGGAGCUCUUCGAGGCGACGCUCAGCGCGGUGCUGCCGCGCAAGCCCAAGGAGGCCAAGGCGGGGUACCGCAUCCUGCACCGCGACAUCAAGCCGGGCAACAUCGGGCUCGCUGCCGGCGGGCGCGUCGUCCUCGCCGACUUCGGGCUGCUCAAGCUGUGGAAGAGGGGCGGCGAGGCAGAGGACACGCCGCGCGCACUCACCGGCAUGACGGGCGCGCUGAGGUACAUGGCGCCGGAGGCGGAGGUGUUCUCCUUCACCUCGCUGCUCUACCAGCUGCUCGCGCACCAGAAGCCCUUCGCGUGGAUGAACGCCGAGCAGUUCCUCGCCGAG
Molecule: messenger RNA, 927 nt
Organism: Emiliania huxleyi CCMP1516
Lineage: Eukaryota; Haptophyta; Isochrysidales; Noelaerhabdaceae
Exons: 7
Biological process (GO): protein phosphorylation
Molecular function (GO): protein kinase activity; ATP binding
Source: RefSeq, a predicted model, not a curated record